AUGUCUCAACAACAACAACCAGACACCACUCCUAUCAUCCCCCUGUUAACGACCAUGCAUGGUCAAUUGAAGCAAGCCUUGACAAAACCGAUGACGGAAACGAUCAUUCACCAGAAUGCUCAUUCAUGCGACCUGUUUGCUGAGGAUCUUGAUUUACAAGGUCCCCUUCUUCUAUUUGAGGAUAUUGCUCCAAGCCAACCUUCAUCUUCCUUACUCAACUACCUCACUCUUCUUGAGAGUUUUAAAUCCAAUCUUCAACAAUUGUUUCCUUCCCAAAUAUCAUCCGUCCCUCACCCUUCCUCUACAUUGCAAGCAACGAACAAAGAAAAAUUGACAACUGAAAAUGACGCCAAGCCUUUCUUUCACACCGGACCUUGCGGAAAUUUCCAUGACUUGUUCAUUGUUUUUCAAGAAGAAACAACACCAAUCACGAAUCGUUCAUUCAAUCCAAGGAUGAACAAUGAUAGUGGUCCUAUCAAUGACAUGAAUGUAAUAACGAAUAGAACUUCAGCAAAGCUAAACACUGCGAGAAGUGGUCACGACGACGAUCCAAAGUAUCUUUUUUCUUCAAAUCAUCACCAACCACCAAUUAGAAAAUCCAUCAUUCAAAUUGAGCAAGUGCUUUCACUCUCGGAUGUACAAAUCAAAUUUAAUUCAAAUCCUUCAACAAGUGAUCAUUCAGACAAUGUGUGCAUUGACAUCAACUCUGAUUGUGGAAUUUGUUUAUUACCUCUCUAUGAUUCCACUCCUGUUUACAAAUUAGAGAAAUGUGAUCAUGUAUUUCAUCUCACAUGUGUAUAUCGAUGUCUAGAGAGUAGAAACAUUCCAAAUAAUUGUGUCAAGUGCUAUUCAUGUAUUUCUAGAGAAGAAGAGAAGAAAAUUAAAUUAAUUUACAAAGAUGAAAUUCGAUCAAGAAGAUUGGAGAAACGAGCUGCUAAACAUUUUGAAUCUUCACAUGAACUCAAUCAUCACGAAAUUGAGAAUUCCAACACUCCUCCUGUCAUACAGACCAUAGAAAACAACAACAACAACAACAAUAAUAAUAACUGUUUCCCCUUCUCUCUUCCUCACAAGAUCAAUGACAAACUGACCAUUACAAAUUAUGGAUACUUUUUAAGUGUGGAUACAAGAUAUCCUAUUUCUUACAUGUGCACGUCCAUGUUGAAUGACACCUAUGAAUUACAUUGUGAAAUUCAAUCCAAUCAAACCUACCAACAAGAUGGUGAUCCUGUCUAUGUAUUUAAGGUUCGAUGUGAAUCUCCACCUUUCCAAGUCGAAGCAUUCACACAAAGUGAAUUAUCCAAGAAAAUUGAAGAACAUCUUCCACACUCGACAAGUCGUCGACGAAAGAAAACAUUGAUUAAUGUAUCACAAUUAUUUGGACUUCAGAAUAGAAAGGUUAGAACAAUUCUGGAACAACUGAGACUAUCUCCUGUGGUUGGUCCUUCUUGUUGUGAGGAUAAUGAUCAUAACAAGGAUGAUGACCAAGUGGUAGAAAUGAUAAUGAACAACAAACAAGAAGAUACUGGAAUGAGUGAAUUAGUGGCAACAACAACAUCUAUCACUGAAAAUUUCUCGAAAAAUGAUCAAAAAUGUUCGACUCCUUGUGAGUCUCCAACAAACAAACCAUUCAUUCUCGACACGACGUUGAACCACCAACACCACCAACACCACCUGAAUUCAACAACAAGGUGUUUGAGACAAGAAUUACCUUCAACGCAUAAGGAGGAUGUUAAAUUUCUUAAUUCAAGUUUGAAAAGAAAAAGUCCAUUAUUGGAUAAUCCUACUAAAGAUGAUGACACACAUGGUAUGUUGCAGAAGGAAAAGACAAGUGUAGGUGGUGGUGAUCUUCAAUCCUCAACAAGAAAGAAAAAGAGAAAGAUACAACAACAUGAAACCAUAUUUAACAAUCCUUUCCAUCUACCAUUUAGUGACAUUUCUUUCAAGUAUCGAUUCGACAUAAGUCCAACUUGUUUUACUCGUGUCAAGAACUUUUUGAUGGACAAGUUCAAUUCAAGUACUUUUUGGCCCAUCUUUGUGGACUCUCGUUACAAGUUCAUGAUCAAUUCACUAUCAAGUGAAGAAGAGGAAGAGGAGGAAGAGGACAUUUCACAGAGUUACAAGACCAUUGCUUACAUUUACAUGUAUACAUGUCAUGAGAUUGUUCCUUGGACAAGUCAUUGUUGUACCUUGUAUGACAUUUAUUGUUCUGAAAAUUGCUCCAUGUCCCUCAAUGGAAUCAUGCGUGUGUAUGAAUGUUUUUGUUCUCUCUCUCAAAAGAAUGCACUCCAAAGUGAUAUUAUUUAUUGUUGUAUGAAAACAAAUCCAUGUUGUGAUUCGAUUCUAUUGAGUAUGUUGAAUGUGUUCUACAAGAUAUUCUUUCAAAGGAAAUUCUAUUCCAAUGAAGAACUUGUACAAGCAUGUAGUUCUAUUGUUUCAUGGUCACACCAAUUCUUUAGAAAUGAUCAAAGGAUGAGAAUCACUACUACUAGUAGUAAUAAUAGUAAUAGUGGUAGUAGUAAUAAUAGUAAUAGUAGUAGUAAUGAACUCUUAAUGAUGGAUCCAAUAAUGAAUCAUCACUCCAUGCAUCCAACAGAAAAUUGUACGAUCAAGAGGGAGGAUGAAACUAUUUCGAAUCGGUGGUGGUACAAGAUGAAUAAUAGUAUACUUUUGAAUCGAUGCAUUGGAAGAGAAAUAAGCGCAUGUGAGAAUCAUGUAUUGUAUGGACUGUAUCUGAUUGCCAAAAGUAUUGAUUAUUUUGUGAUGGAAAAUUUGGAUAUUCAAACGAUAUUGUUGAAUCUUUCUGUGAUCAUUCAACAUGCUGAACAUGUUGUGGACUUGGAAGAAAUUGGAACAGUGAUCAGAAGAGAUCCUCAUCAUUGUGAAGAGAGAAUGCCAAUCAAUCACUCAAUCCUUGAACAACAUCAAGUUGAUGAAAAUCAACAACAACCACCAUCGACAGUGAUGAUGAAUUCAAACUUUUCAGAACCUUUACCACAAGAGAAUCAAUUCGAAAAUACUUUGAAGAGCCACACCACUCUCUCACAGACAUUGUCACAAAGCUCCAACAGGGAAUUAACACCUCAAGAAACUAAGAGCUCUUUGACUCAUCGUUCAACAAGUUCGAAACAACACAACCGAACAAGAACUCUACAAGAAACGCAAAACAACUCUAAUCAGUCGCAUCAGCACCUCCAUUCUUCAAGUCAAUCGAGUCAUUCCAAACAUCAACCCACUCAAAUAAGGAGUAUCAUGUCUCAAAUCGACAAACAUCACGAGAGCCAGAAUUUGCUAAUUGUAAACACCAACAACAGCAGUUCCACCAGUACACCUUUAGAGGUACACUCCAAAAGGGAAAGCUUUUCUGGCACAAGUGGUUAUCAUUUGGACCUGACAUUCAAUCAUGAAAAGUCCCAACUAACCUCCUUUUCGUCUGCAUUUUCACCUGCAACAAAGUCUCCCAGUUUUAUGGCUGAUAACCGUACUCUAUCUUCUGAAGAAGAGAACAAAGAUUUCAUGAUCAAUUGCAGUGAACAUAAUGAUCCAAUGGAAGAAGGUGAAGAUGAAAUUGUGAGCUUCAAUUUUAGUUCUUCCUCUGGCUCUCUUAUGUCAGGUUUGAAAUAUAAUGCAAAGACCAACAGUAGUAUUCCAAUAUUUCCAUAUUUCGAGUGA
Messenger RNA from Naegleria fowleri, 3672 nucleotides. RefSeq lists its product as uncharacterized. The record is from RefSeq and is a predicted model, not a curated record. Bases 1 to 3672 code for a protein of 1223 amino acids. The transcript is spliced from 2 exons. Lineage: Eukaryota; Heterolobosea; Eutetramitea; Acrasida; Naegleriidae.